GUUCUCACGAUUUGGUCACACUAUUUGCAAGAACAAUUUAUUUAUUUUUAUUUUUUGGAAAUUAACUCAACCAUGAAGUCUGAAAAGCUGAAAAGAAAUUUUUGGAUUUCCGCUGAAAUCGAAUGCAUGCUCGACUUGAUAAAGGAAGUAAAUAACUGCCAAGGAGCCCUGUCCACGAGCACCACGCAGUACACAUUCAUCCAGAUUGCCAACCAGAUGAAAAAGAGAGGUUUUCCAAAUAAAUCCCCCACUCAAAUCCGAAGAAAGUGGUUUCAAAUGAAGAGUGCUUAUCUAUGUUACAAGAAGGGCAACGUUGAUCGACUCUUUCUGAUUCCCGAGAAAUUCCGUAAUGUUAUCGCUCAGUUUGUAGAAAGCGGUGAAAAAAUUGGACGUUCGAACCUGUCAACGAUAUCGACUGGAACUCCACCUGUAAUGCAACAAAGCCAGGAAGUUCUUCCAGAGGAAGACUCUUCCGUCAUGGAUAAGUUCCUGAAUCAAAUCCGUAAGAACAACAAAAUGAUAAAUAACGAAUAUAUGAAGAUGGAGGAAUCGCUGCAACAAUUUGAGCAGAAAUGUCAAUUUAUUCGAGACCGGAAUCUUAUAAAGCUUAUCAAUGGUUAUUAGUUAUUCAUUUUUUUAAUUCUGUACAAACUAGAAUAAGUAUCAUAAGUGUAUGAUUAAAC
This is a messenger RNA of Drosophila suzukii, 683 nucleotides long. RefSeq lists its product as uncharacterized. NCBI's taxonomy places the organism in Eukaryota, Metazoa, Arthropoda, Insecta, Diptera, Drosophilidae. The record is from RefSeq and is a predicted model, not a curated record.